GGAGGUGGACGUGGAGUGCUGCGAGGUUGGCAGUGGGACGUCCCCGUCGUCUGCGGCGGGCUGCAGCGGCGGGUCGGGUGCCCCGGGCGGCCAGCAGCGCAGCGCCUUCCUGGACAUGGUGCGCCAGUCGACGGCUGCCUGCCAGGCCGGCGACUUUGCCAGCGCCGUGCAGCUCUACACGGACGCGCUGGCCCUGGACCCGGCCAACCACGUGCUCUUCAGCAACCGUUCGGCCGCCCACGUCCGCCUUGGCAAGUACGGCCAUGCGCUGCAGGACGCCGUCAAGGCCCGCGAGCUCAACCCCAGAUGGGCCAAGGCCUACUACAGGCAGGGAGUCGCCCUCCAGUGCCUGGGCAGGCACGCAGAUGCCCUCGCUGCAUUUGCCUCGGGCCUCAACCAAGACUCCAAGUCGGUUCAGCUCUUGGCUGGCCUUGUUGAGGCCGCCAUGAAAUCCCCGCUCAGAGCGACCCUUGAGCCGACGUAUCGGCAGCUCCAGUCGAUGCGUCUGGACAAGUCUCCCUUUGUGAUGACCUCUGUGAUCGGUCAAGAGCUACUGGCCACGGGGCAGCACUCUGCUGCCGUGGUGCUCCUGGAGACAGCGCUGCACAUCGGGACGUGCAGCCUCAAGCUCAGGGGCUCGGUGUUCUCGGCGCUCAGCUCGGCCUACUGGGCUCUGAACAGCCUGGACAGGGCCAUCGCCUACAUGCAGCAGGACCUGGCCGUUGCAAAGUCCCUCAACGACCAGGCGGGGGAGUGCCGGGCGCACGGCAACCUGGGCUCCGCGCACUUCUCCAAGGGCAGCUACAAGGAGGCACUGUCGAGCCACCGCUAUCAGCUGGUGCUGGCCAUGAAGUGCAAGGACAGCCAGGCGGCCGCCCUUGCCCUUACCAGCCUCGGCCACGUCUACACCGCCGUGGGGGACUACCCCAACGCCCUGGCCAGCCACAAGCAGUGCGUGCAGCUCGUCAGGCAGAUGGGCGACCGGCUGCAAGAGGCACGCGAGGUGGGGAACGUGGGUGCGGUCUACCUGGCCAUGGGGGACUUUGACAGCGCGGUGGACUGCCACACGGAGCACCUGCGGCUGGCCAAGCAGCUGGGCAACAAGGUGGAGGAGGCCCGCGCCUACAGCAACCUGGGCUCUUCGCACCACUACCGGCGCUCCUUCGAGCAGGCGCGCACCUUCCACGAACACGUGCUGCGCCUGGCACGAGAGCUCGGGGACCGGGUCAUAGAGGCCAGGGCCUACGCGGGGCUCGGCCACGCGGCGCGCUGCAUGGGCGACAGCCAGCAGGCGCGGCGCUGGCACGAGAAGCAGCUCGACAUGGCCCUGGCCGCCAGGGACAAGGUGGCGGAGGGCCGUGCCUGCUCUAACCUGGGCAUCGUGUACCAGCUGGCGGGGCACUUUGAGGCGGCCCUCAAGCUGCACCAGGCCCACCUGAACAUUGGCCGCUCCCUGGGGGACCGGGCCGGCAUGGGGCGUGCCUACGGAAACAUGGGCAACGCCCAGAGCGCCAUGGGCUGCUACGAGCAGGCCGUGCAGCUGCACAAGCAGGAGCUCACCAUCUCCAAGGAAGUGAACGACCGUAGCGCGGAAGCCUCGACGCACGGCAACCUGGCGGUGGCUUACCAGGCCCUGGGGCGCCACGAGAUGGCACUGCUGCACUACCACAGCCACCUGAACAUUGCCCGGGAGCUGAAGGACUCGGCGGGGGAGGCGUGCGCCCUGUGCAACCUGGGCAACUGCUACAGUUCCCGGGGCGAGUUUGGCCAGGCCGUGCCCUACUACGAGAACUUCAUGCGCCUCUCCGAGGAAGUGGGCGACGUGGAGGCCCAGGCCAGGGCCUGCCACUUCCUGGGAUACGCCCACUACUGCCUCGGCAACUACAAGGAUGCCAUUGACUACUAUGAGAAAGACCUUACGUUGGCGAAGAACCUGCACGACCGGGUGAACAUGGGCAGGGCCUACUGCAACUUGGGCCUGUCCCACAUGGCCCUGGGGAACCUGGACGGGGCGCUCGAGUGCCAAAAGUACUUCCUCGCCAUCUCCCAGGUGUCGAGAAACCUGCAGGGCAAGUUCCGUGCCUUGGGCAACAUGGGGGACGUGCUGAUGAAGAUGAAGAAGAGUGACGAAGCCGUCCAGAUGUACCAGCGCCAACUGCUGCUCGUGCGGCACUCCAAAGAGCGCCACCUGAAGGCGGCGGCGUACGGUGCGCUGGGGCUCUGUCAUCGGCAGCUUAAGUGCUACGACAAGGCCCUCGGAUACCACACACAGGAGCUGACCCUGCAGCAGGAGUUGGGCGACGUGCGCGGGGAGUGCCUGGCCCACAGCCGCCUGGGCGCCGUACACCUGUCCCUGGGCCAGCUGGGUUACGCCCUGCGCUGCUACCAGGAGCAGCUGGAGCGGGCCCGGGAGCUGCGGGACUGCCCGCUUGAGACGCAGGCCCUGGGCAACCUGGGCAUUACCCGCCUGGGCAUGGCGCACUUCGAGGACGCCAUCGGCUACUUCGAGCAGCAGCUUGCCCUCCUGGAGCAGCUGGGCGGCAGCAGCAGCACCCUGCUGGACAAGGGGCGUGCCUACGGUAGCCUGGGGGACUGCUACGACGCCUUGGGUGACCUCGAGGAGGCCGUCAAGUGCCACGAGCAGUACCUGGGCAUCUCCCUCAAGGCCCAGUCCCCCAGAGACCAGGAGAGGGCCUACCGGGGCCUGGGCAACUCCCACCGCUGCCUGGGGAACCUCCAGCAGGCCCUGGUGUGCCUGGAGAAGCGGCUCGUGGUUGCCCACGAGUUGACCGCCGAAGGUGCGGCGCCGGGAAAGGCAGCUGCCUACGGGGAGCUUGGCGCCCUGCACCGCCAGUUGGGCAACUAUGAGCAGGCACUUGCCUGCCUCCAGCGGCAGAUGGCCUUGGCGCAGGACGACCCCGUGCUGCGCGGAGAUGCUGCGUGCGGCCUGGGGGCCGUCUACCAGGCCAUGGGUUCCCACGACCAGGCCCUGCACUGGCACCAGCUGGACCUGGAGAUUGCCGAGGAGACGCACAACAUGGCCGCCCAGGGCAGGGCCUACGGCAACCUGGGCGUCACCCACGAGGCCCUGGGCCACUACGAGCGGGCCGUGGCACUGCAGGAGCAGCACCUGAGCGUCGCCGCCCAGCUCGGGGACAAGGUUGCCAAGGCCCUGGCCUACAGCAGCCUGGGCCGGGUGCACCAUGCCCUGGGCAACGUGGGCCAGGCGGCCAGCUACCUGCAGCAAGGUCUGCAGACGGCCGAGCAGCUGGGGCGGCGGGAGGAGGAGGCCCGGGUGCGGCACCGGCUGGGCCUGGUGCUCUGGCUGCAGGAGGACCUGGACGGGGCACAGCACCAGCUGCACAGGGCACAGGGCCUGCUCGAGGCCCUCGGGGCAGAGGCCAGGGGCACGCCCGACCGGAGGGACGCCCUCGGGGAGCUCCUGGCGGGAACCUCGCAGGCCCUCCAGCGGGUGCUGGUGUCCCUGGGGAGGCCGGAAGAGGCCCUGGUGGUGGCCGAACGCAGCCGCACCCGAGCCUUCUCGGAGCACGCGCACAAGGGCUCGUGCGCAUAUGUUCCGACCAGCGUGGAGCAGAUGCUGGAGGUGGUGAACCGGCAGAAGGCCAGCGUGCUCUACUACAGCGUGGCUGCUGGCCGCCUCUUCACCUGGCUCCUUGUGCCUCACAAGGGUGUGGUCAAGUUCACGGAGGCGAGCGUGGGUGGGGAGGGUCGAGCGGAGGCAGCCCUGCCCGACCGGGAGGGCCAGCUGCCCGUGGGCGCCCCGCUGCUGGAGCGCCACGUGGCCGGCCUCAGGGAGGCCCUGGGAGUGGAGCCCGAUGCCGAGGAGCCCUGGCAGAGCCACUGGGACGAGGCCGGCGACCGGCUGGGGCAGGACCCCGAACGCCACAGCACCGGCGGUUUCAGUCGCCUGGGCAACCGCAACCACCUGCUGAACAGCUCAAACUACAGCCUGAGCAGCCUGUUCAGCGUGGGCAGCGUGAGCGUCACCUCCGGCCCGGCCAGCCGCGCCGGCAGCAUGCGUGCCCCACGCCCGCACUGGCCCGGGCCACCAUCCCUGCACGCACUCUACGAGCUCCUCAUCGGACACUCGGAGGAGGAGCUCUGCCGCUGUGCCGGCCGCGACCUGCUCGUCGUCCCCGACGCGGACCUCUACCUCGUCCCGUUCGCGAUGCUCCGCGCCAACGGAUCCACGGAGUACCUGUGCGAGCGGUUCAGCCUGACGGUGCUCCCGUCGCUCUCGGUGCUCAGGGCGGGCCAGCGGGCCAAGGCGGCGAGGCAGCAGCACCACGGCCACUACCCCUCGCCGGCUGACCGGCUGGCGUCGCUGGUUGUCGGGAACCCCAGGGUGUCGCGGAGGACGCUGGAGUGGCUCGGGUGUGCCGAGAUCCCGCACGCGGAGCAGGAGGCCGAGAUGGUGGCCGAGAUCCUGGGCGGGGAGGCGCUGGUAGGCGCGGAGGCCACCAAGGAGGCUGUCCUCGGGCGGCUCUCGCAGGCCGAGUGCGUCCACCUCUCAGCGCACGUCUCCUGGAAGGUCCCCGGCGUCGUGCUGUCCUCGGGAGCGGAGUUUGUCGAAGACGAGGAGCCGGCCGCCGCUUCCGCCGACGGCGGAGGUGGGGAGGACGGAGCAAGGCCCGCCUUAGAGUCGACCAUGCUGACGGCGGCGGACCUCUGCGCGCUGCGUCUGGGGGCGCGUCUGGUGGUGCUGAGCACGUGCCACACGCGCUCGUGCCACGGCAAAGUGGACUCUCGGUCCCUGGAGGCCCUGGCGGGGGCCUUCCUCAGGGCAGGUGCCCGUUGCGUGCUGCUCUCGCUCUGGCCCGUGCCCGACACCGCCCUCAAGAUUCUGCUACGGACCUUCUACUCUUCCCUCAUGCAGGGCUCGCGGGCAAGUGCGGCCCUGAGCGAGGCCAUGUGCACCAUCCAGACGACGAAGCACUUUGGCCACCCGGCCAACUGGGCCAGCUUCGUGCUGCUGGGCAGCGACGUGCACCUCUCGAACCAGGUGGUGCUCAUGGGGCAGGCCCUGGUGGAGCUGCUCAAGGUGCCCGACAAGUGUAGGGACGCCUUGCGGGUGGUGCUACACCUGGUGGAGAAGUCGCUGCAGCGCAUCCACAGGGGCCAGAAGAACGCCAUGUACACCACGCAGAAGUCCAUUGAGAGCAAAGUGGGGCCCGUCUCGGGCUGGAAGGAGCUGCUCAUUGCCGUGGGGUUCCGCUUCGAGCCGGCGGCAAACGGACUCCCUGCAUCCGUCUUCUUCCCACAAACAGACCCUGGCGAGAGGCUCGUCCAGUGCAGCACCAGCCUUCAGGCGUUGCUCGGCCUGUCCGUCAUCUCGCUGAGUGCCAUAUCGAAACUGCUUUCAAGACCGGAGUAUGCAGACGACAUCAUAGAACUGAUGCAUCAGGUGGUGGGACAGCUUGGAAAAACGCAGCAGGACAAUGUGGAAUGCCACGUCAGUGUCAAGCUUUGGAGUGUUCCUGGCUGCCACGAAUUGCUCGCAUCCUUGGGUUUCGACCUGAUGGAAGUGGGCAGGGACGAGGUGACCCUUCGGAUGGGCAAGCAGGCAAACCGUCGCUCGAUCCAGUUUGCCCUGCAGGCACUGCUGGCAGUGUUUGACACGCAGGAGGCGCCCAAGAACCUGAACCUGGAAGACUCGAGCGACCUGGACAGCCUGGAGAGCGAGGUGUGCACGGACCCCUCCCCUCCCCCCGCCCUGGGCUUCUCCACGGGGCCCCCGAGCACGCGCCCCGUCCUGAGCCAGGGCACGGGCGCCUUCACCAACUAUGUGCGCGCCAGGGGGGAGCCGGACGGCCGGACCGCCCCCACGUCCGACCUCAAGGGCCGCGACAGCGACGCCUUCACCCCGAGCCCCGUCAACCCCGUCGCCUAUGCCAACGCGAGCAUCUUGCCCGCCGCGACCCUCCUCCACUCGGGCGGCAAGAGCGGCUCGUCGCUGUACAACGCGAGCGCCGAGACGCCGGCCAAGCGGCCCGACAGCUCGCUGUCCGCUGGUUCCGACUGGGAGGGCCAGAUGACGGUGCGGCGCCUCGUUGUCAGCGAUAACCGUGGCGCGACGUCCAGCGAGGGCGACCAAGUUUCCAGACCGUGCAGGAAGGCAGCGGUCUCGGGAUUCGAGUCGCAAAGCAGCGACUCGGACCGCAACGACUUCUCGCUCGACCGGCCGCGCUUCGGGGCGGGCAUCUCGCGGCCGCCGCCUCCGCCGCCCACGGCUCCGCGCACGAGCCUGGGCGGCAAGGGGCGGCGACCCCGCCAGGUGCCGGGAGACGGCAGAGGCCUUGACUUCGGCACAAGCGCCCUGCUGGACUCCGCAACGUGCGCGGGAGGCGACGCCACGGCGCAGCGCGACCGUUCUAUCCGCGAUCACAUCCUGUCGCACCAGAUGCAUCACUUUGCGCGGGUGCCCCCGCCCACCAUCUCGGACGUCUACCACGACCGGAAUGUGGGGCUGGGACUCGCGCCGUCGCUGUCCAAGAUCCUGGCGGACGACGGAGGAAAGCUGCUGGCCGAACGCAGGGAGGAGAGUGCGGAGGCCGGGCCCAGCCCCCCGCCCCCGGUGACGCGGAGGAACAAGCCGCCCCCCCCCGCCGCCCAAGAUCGCGGCCAAGCCGCACAGGCUGCAGAGAGUGAGGGCCGUGAACGGCGACGGGGCGUUCGUGCCGAAGGAGCCUGCGGUGGAGAAGGACGAGCGCAAGCCGGGGGGCAGCGAGAGCAGCGACGACGGCUCGUCGCAGAACAGGGACGCGGUGUCGACCGUGCGGAGGAAACCCAAGUCGACGGACGAGGGACUCCAGGCGCCGGACUGCUGAUGCACUAGGAUUUUAUCUGAAAAGCUUCGGUGACUGUUGUUGCGAACGAACGAAAGCAAAGUCAUUUGGGGGAUCUUGCGUGACUGAUGGAUUGCCGAGUUAAUGGACCGUGUUAUUGUUGCCACCAUUCUCUCUCGACAGAGGAAGCAGCGUUCGUUGUCAAAGACCAGCCAGUUGGGACAGCCAUCUAACGACAAACAUUUUUUUUAUUACUAUUAUUUUGAGGACACUUUUUAUGCUUUGCAUAUUUUGGCAUUGAAAACAACACGAUGCUACCACUAAAAAAAAAAAAGAUUUGUUCGGACGUUUGAGGAAGUUUUACCCAGAACUCUGUUGCCGUGUAUAUAAUGUGUACAUUGUAGAUGCUCUUGAUUGCACUUCCUUUUUGUGAGCGGUGCCAUUGACCACGAUAUCUGUAAAUUUGAUAUUAACACGAUACGAUGCAUUAAAGAUUUUCCAAUUUCAUA
Messenger RNA from Ixodes scapularis (black-legged tick), 7315 nucleotides. RefSeq names its product tetratricopeptide repeat protein 28. Lineage: Eukaryota; Metazoa; Arthropoda; Arachnida; Ixodida; Ixodidae. Gene Ontology annotation, molecular function: protein binding. Bases 116 to 6856 code for a protein of 2246 amino acids. The transcript has 24 exons. The record is from RefSeq and is a predicted model, not a curated record.